Messenger RNA from Hordeum vulgare subsp. vulgare (domesticated barley), 2979 nucleotides. RefSeq names its product protein tesmin/TSO1-like CXC 2. The coding region runs from base 213 to 2513 and encodes 766 amino acids. Gene Ontology annotation, molecular function: DNA-binding transcription factor activity. Lineage: Eukaryota; Viridiplantae; Streptophyta; Magnoliopsida; Poales; Poaceae. The record is from RefSeq and is a predicted model, not a curated record. The transcript has 11 exons.
GCUAGGUCGAAGAAAAACGUGAAGGCCCAGUAAAAAUUCAUCGCCAUCAGCGGAGCGGUGGUGCUCAUGCUACUCAUCACCUCCAUUCAGUAGCACGAGGCGGCAGAGUAGGGUAGGGCAGAGAGAGAGAGAGAGAGAGGGGGCGGCGGGGAGGCAGAUGCGGGAGAUCCCACGGGGGGUCGCCGCAGCCGGAGGAGGAGGAAGAGGAAGCGAUGGACACGCCCGAUAGGCCCCGCGCCGGCGCCGCCGCCGGAUUCGAGGACUCCCCUGUCUUCAAUUUUAUCAACAAUCUAUCUCCUAUACCACCUCCUAAACCUCAAGACUCAUCACAUAAUGUGCACCUAUUCAAGUCGUCUGACUUGGCCCCUGUUUCUUCAAUCUUUGCCUCACCACAUGUCAAUCCACCAAAGGAAUCUAAAAUUCUGAUAAGGGAUGAUUCUGUUCAACUUUCUCAAGAUUCAAACUCUCCUAAUAGUGUCAGAACUCGAUUAGGGAGUGCUAUUAGGUUGAUCAAAUGCAAAAACAUUGUUUCGGAGAAUUGCAGUUUCACCUGUCACCUAAAUCAGGGACCUAUUGAUUCUUCUGCCAAUAGAUCAAACUCUACAAGUAAAUUGCCUCAAACCAUCCAGUUUGUUGGUGACAGUUCAGAAUGUGAUAAGAAUCAAAAUGCUGAUGGUAAAAAAGAUCUUGCUAGAGAUCAGGAGAGCAUAGAACUAGAAGGUGUCCUCAUUGAUCACACUGGCCCAGAUAAAAUCGACCCGUCACAACCUGGAAGAAUCGUUCAUGAAAACCAACAAUGUGAACAACAGAAGGAUGGAUUUAUAGCAUAUGAUGGGGAUUACUUGAUUACACACGAAUCAAGUAUGGAUAUGCUGAGAUUAGCCCCACCAUGUGAGGCAGAUACACAGUUAGUGAAUGAGACACUAAACGCUGAUAAUGUGUUCUCUGGCAAUUCCUUGUUGACCGAUGGGCCAGGUGGCUCUUAUAUCAACAAUGUCGCACAUGAUCCUCAUCUUUACUGGGAUGGACCGGUUGAAGGGCCCACGACAGAUUAUACCCCCCAAUUGCUCCCUGGUGCUUGUCAAAGUCAGUCGGUGUCAAAUGAUCAAAUCUGUAAUGCAGUUGAAGAGCCCAGUGAUCACAUGCCAACCGACCAAAGUUCCUUGUCACAGAAUAUGCGUGGUAUGCGCAGGCGUUGCCUUUUUAAUGAAAAGGCUGGGGCUGUUAACAAAGCUGCCAAGAAGACCUCGGAUCGCCAUUCUGCAAAUACAACAACCCCCAGAUGCAAAACUAAUUCUGGUGAUAAGCCUGUGAGAACCCCUCCAUGUGCAUUGCCUGGUAUUGGCUUGCAUCUGAAUGCCCUUGCCCCAAUAUCAACAGACAAAAUAGUCCCCCAAGCUGCUCAAUCUUCCAUAAGUCAAGCCAGCAACUUCCCCUGCGCUGUCAGUUCUUCUUCAACAUCUGAACCAAAUAUUGUAAAUGAAGAUUCCUCUCAGGCAAUCGUGGUUGCAAAUGCUGAUGAGUCUGGUCAGGGCAGUCCCAAGAAGAAAAGACACAAGUUUGAUGAUGGUGAUGGGACUUCAUGCAAGCGUUGUAGCUGUAAGAAGUCAAAAUGCUUGAAACUUUACUGCGAGUGUUUUCAUGCUGGAGUCUUCUGUUCAGAACCCUGUUCAUGUCAAGACUGUCUGAAUAAGCCUAGCAACAUGGAGAUAGUUCUAUCUACUCGAAAGCAGAUUGAAUCACGUAAUCCACUAGCAUUUGCUCCUAAAGUGAUUCGCACAUCUGAGCCUGGUCAGGAAUCAGGGGAGUACUCUAACAGAACUCCUGCCUCGGCUCGUCACAAAAGAGGCUGCAACUGUAAGAAGUCAUCGUGUCUAAAAAAGUACUGCGAAUGCUAUCAGGGUGGCGUUGGAUGCUCCAUAAGUUGCAGAUGUGAGGGAUGCAAGAAUGCUUUUGGUAGAAGGGAGGGACUCGGACCAUUAAACAUUGAGGAAGCUAAGCAGGGACACGAGGAAAAUAGUGCUUGUGUGAAGGAAGAAAAAAAGGAAGAUGGUAAUAAUCAGCUCGUUAUCUGCCCAGCUGCUAAUCCAGCUCCUGCUGAGAAUGUACUGACAACACCUUCAGCUAUGGAUAUCAGACCCUUGGCUUCUCUUCCACCUUCAAGCUCCAAGAGGCCACGGUCUACGAAAAAGGCCCUCGGACAUCCUUCUCGACUAUGCAACUCUCAAGCUCCUCUGAAGACGGACACUCUGCUCUCCCCGUUUGAAAACUAUGCAGAAAUAAUGUUUGGGGUGGGCACAUCAGAUAGCCUGAAAGGAGGGUUAUCUCCUCAAACUUCUGUCAAGGUGGUGUCACCGAAUAAAAAGAGGGUAUCUCCGCCGCGCAUUGGUACCGGGUUGUCUCCAAUCUGCAAGAGCGGCAGGAAGUUGAUCCUGAAAUCCAUCCCUUCGUUCCCUUCUCUCUGUGGCGAUGUAAAUAACGCGGAUACCAAUACCACCUCGCCAGCUCCUUGAAUUCAUCAAGCAUUUGUCAUUGAGGUCAUUUCAUAAGUUCCUUGUUGGUCCCCCAGAUGGCCAAUGCCUCGUAGCUCCAUCAGGUCCUUCAGCCUUGAGAGUUUGAUGAUGAACAUCCAAGGGAGUUUCAUUUCGCCAGCUCUAUUUAGAGCCUGAUAAGUAUCCCAUGAUCCUAUAGUGGACCGUUGAAUAAUAAAUGUACCAAAAUACCCCGUCGAGAGCCUUCUGCAUGCUAGUAAUUACAUCCACACCUGUGGAGACAGAGUCCUUGUUGAGUUUCACAUCCAUGUUCAUCUGUAUAAUUAAUUUAUAUGUUUUUGAGUCUAUGUAACUGUAACCGAGGUCAAAUCAUUGUGCCUUAGAUGUACUUAUGGUUAGAAUCCUUUAAGAUUUAUAUGUAAGAACUCUGGGUAUUUUGGACCUUCGAGUAUGUGUUUGCCAAUGAACUUGAGGGAACAUCUGAUUA